Oncorhynchus mykiss (rainbow trout) is the source of this 4633-nucleotide messenger RNA. The record is from RefSeq and is a predicted model, not a curated record. NCBI's taxonomy places the organism in Eukaryota, Metazoa, Chordata, Actinopteri, Salmoniformes, Salmonidae.
CAUAAGUUAUUUCCCAGAAUUGUAAGGCAAUGAGAGUUAUGACAGUUUGUAGUCGGCGCUCAACCCGCACGCCCUGCAUGGCUGUUGUUGUGUUGUCUGAGGGGGGUACCCAACCAGUGAGUCAUCUUGCGCUAGCUUCACCUAAGCAGACCCUUGCUUUACCCCAUAAGUUACCGCAUUGAUCGCUAAUUCUUAAAAUAUUUAACCAAACAAUAUUUUCACUCAUGGUCUUAGCUAACGUUACCCCGUAGCUAUGUGUUGGUGUUUGGCCUCGAACACUCAGUGAAGAUGUCUAGCUACGGUUAAAUAGCUAACGUUAGCCAGCUAACUUAGCUUGCUAAUUAGGUAGCUAGCUCCUUCUGUAACGUUGAGCUCGCUCAGUAUUCAGACAGUAUUGUAGUUAACUAGAGCAGUGCAGUCUAAGGGCACUGAAUAAUAAUGCAUUUGACGUGAGCUCUAACAAGCUAGGUAGAUAGCCCUUCAACUUCCAGGCAGCUUUAGCCCCUCACUUCUAGGCAACUUUAGCGGGCACUUUGCAUGGAGACUAGAGUACAUGUUUGUAGAGUAGAGGGAACACACGAUGAUCGAUCAACUGUGUGUAUAGGGCUUUGCCACCUGAUGAUUUGGGUGGGUGUAGUCUUCUCACACCCCUCAUCCUGAGUGAACCCCCUUGAUGCGCCCCUGUACACCCAAACACACACGCAUUCAAUCCACGCACCGGCGAUGACACACCAUCCCAACAACUCAGUUCGAGACCACAUGAAAUGGGCCGGGUUGCUGGGCUGUGAGGCGGUGCUGUCCAGCAUGGCCCUGAUGCAGGCCAACAACAUGUCUGGGGGACAAAAGAAGAUGUCACAGCACGACCAGGGCCAGAGGGACAUCAACAACCCUGAGAGCCACCAGCAGCAGUCUCACCAAUCACACCACAACAAUCACCAGUCCCACCACAGCCACAUGGUUCUGCCCUUGGGAGUCAGCUGCCCACCCCUGUUUAUUAGAAAGGAUGGACACUCGUGUCACGCACCCAGGCUGCUGGAUGAGAAAGAUAUGCAGGCCAGCCAGAAUACACAACCGACAAAAAAGAAGCACAGAAAAUCAGCCACACCCAACAAGCUGAGAGAGAAAGUGGAGCAGGUGGAGAUGGAUAUUAAUGGUGAUGAUCACAAUUCACAAGUACAGAAGAACUUUAUCUGUGAGCACUGCUAUGGAGCAUUCCGAAGUAGCUACCACCUGAAGCGGCACAUUCUCACUCAUACAGGGGAGAAGCCGUUUGCGUGUGACGUGUGUGACAUGCGGUUUAUUCAGCGAUACCACCUGGACAGACACAAGAGAGUUCACAGUGGAGAGAAGCCCUACCAGUGUGAUCGCUGCAAUCAGAGUUUCUCGCGGACGGACCGUCUGCUACGUCAUCGCCGUCUGUGUGGGGCGGGAAGGAGCAUUCCCAAGGAGGAGAACCAGUCAUUCUCCUGCGAGGGCAGAGGAGGAGCCUACUCCCAGGAUGCACCUGGGCACACGGCUGCCUGGAGCCCCCUACAGCAGCAGAGCAGCCGUCUGGCUGUCUGAUCUUUAAACGCUGACCCUCUCACAGACAGCAGUGCUGCAUCUUCCCUCAGCCCAGAUAAACCUGGCUAAGACAGACACCAAACCUUAAGUUGUUCUCACCAACUAGCUCAUAUCCUGUUGAUGGGAUAGUGGAUUAUUUUCUACUUUUGUAAUAACUUUUUAAAUAAAUGUUGUAUUGUUACGUACAUGGUACUUAACAGAAGGGGAAGACGAGACCUCGGGUGGGGUGGGAGGAGUUUGGGCAAGCUGUCAUAUUACUACGGCAAUAAUGAAUUCAUUAACUGACAUGUUUUAGCCUCAAUUGGACAAGUGUUUUUUUUUUUUUGACUGGAGACUUAAGCUCUUUCCAGACAGUAAGAGAAAAUUCAGAGUGGAGUUCGGCGAAAUCGAGCAGAUUCCUAUUAUCUCCGUAAGGCAGCUUUCACGUGCACUGCUGACCGCUCCGCCUGGAUAGAAUCCCCCACCCCCACCCCCUAGCUCCAUUGAAUGGGAAACUCCACCGCUACUUCCUGCCUGGAAAGCCCUUUAUUGUGAGGUUGGUCUGGUCAUACCAAUAUGAACAACUGGCUUUGCUUCUUCUUCUUUUUUUUUUAACCAUUUGAUUGUAUGUGUACGCUUACCAUUGGACAAUACGGAUCAGUAACCUAGGACACUCUUCCUGAUCCACUAGCAGCCUCAGUGGCCAAGCACAUCAUACUAUGGACAUUAUUAAGUAUUUGAAGGAAAAUGUUGAACACACAAAUCCUUGUGGCCUUGAACCACUCAGAUUCAUUCAAGUUGGUUCUGUUACUACUACUAGCUUAACAGUUCCUGGUUUGACUUGUUAGUGAAUGGCCGUAGCCUAAUAGACCUGUGUAACUAGCUGACCCUACCUUGAUAUUGAGAUCAUUGGGUAGUUGACACAUUUCUUGUUCUCCAUUGUUAGUGUCAUUUACAUACAUCCAGUUCUUGUUAUGUUUGACUCAAUUCUGUCUAAAGAUAUCUAACUUUCUAAUUUGCUACACUGGUCAGAUGUUUAACUCUAGAACCUCACAUAGCUACCGUUUUGGGGAUAGUGACCAUGGAAAUGAAAUUACUCAUGUCCAUUCUAGUAUUCUAAGUGAUCUCGUGUUUCUUUGUUGUGAAUAAUCAGGUGUCUUAUCUCAAAGGACGUCUGUGCAUGUAAGUCUAUUCUAUAUUCAUUCAGACUCUAUGAAGAGUAUCAAUAGGUAGUUUUUUUGUCUUUCAUUGUUAUCAAAUGUCCUGAGUAUGUCGAUCCAUCUUGUUAUAUUUCUGGUGUUAUUUUAAAGAAGAGGUAAUCUCAUGAAGCAGGACAGUUGACCUGCUCUGACCCAGUUUGUGAACAAAUGCUUCCUCUAUAAUAUCAUACCAUGUUGAUGUUUCUACAGUGAGCUCAGUGUUGUGACAGUUGUUGUUGUUUUCGCUCUGUACUCCAGCACGUUGGAUUGGAAUGAUACGAGGUUAAAGUGCAGACUGUCAGCUUUAGUUUCAUCCAAAUCGGGUGAGCCGUUGAAUAAUUACAGCAUUUUCUGGUCAAAUUCACUUAUACAGUAUGUGUAUUACAGUUAUCAAAAGUUAAGUAUUUGGUCCAAUAUUCAUAGCAUGUAAUGGUAUCAAGCUUGUGACUCUACACAUUUCUUGGAUGCAUUUGCUGUUGGUUUUGAUUGUUUCAGAUUAUUUUGUAAUCGAAAUCAAUGGUAAAUAACGCAUUGUGUCACCUACACCUACAUUGAUGUGGAUGCUACCAGGAUUGCGGAUAAUCCUGAAUGAAUCGUGAAUAAUGAUGAGUGAGAAAGUUAGAGGCACAAUCUAAAAUGACACUACAUUAUUUACCAUUCAUUUCUAUUGUGCACAAAAUAAUCUGAAACACAAGUUUGUAGAGUGACAAGUUUAACGUAGUCAUUGCGUGCUAGGAAUAUGGGAGCAAACACUAAACUUUUUACUAUUUGUCCCAAUACUUUUGGCCCCCUAAAAUGGGGAGACUAUUUACAAAAAGUGUUUGUAAUUUCAAAAUGGUUCACCUGAUAUUGAUGAAAAACCCCUCAAAUAAAGCUGAUAGCCUAGUCUGCACUUUAACCUUAUAGUCAUUGUAUAAUUUCAAAUCCAAUGUGCUGGAGUAAAGAUGUGAAAACAACAAAUGUCACUCCCAAUAAUUUGAGCUCACUUUAUUCACCUCUAGCAUCUAAAGUGAAGAUUACCAUUUCUGAAAUCCAAAUCGACCCCUACAACCUAGGCACUCCUGUAGAUCUGAGAGAAAUUCUAAUAUGGUAUUAUGGUAAUACCAUCUAGUCUAAUCCUCUCAGACCUACAGGAAUGGCUAAACAGUAGGUGCUAGGGGUCGGUUUAGAAUUCAGUAUAUUUCUCAGUGGACAUCCAUGGUAACAGAAGUUCCACUGGGUUUUUAUUUUUCUCUCACAUUUUUAUUGGAGCAUCUCCGGUUCCAUUAUGGUAGCCUGGUCCCACAUCAGUUUGUACUGGCUUGCCAACUCCUGUGGUCAUUGCCAUACCAAUGACCAUAGGAGUUGGCAAUACAGCACAAACAGAUCUGGGACCAAGCUAUCAUUGACAUUCUAUAUCUGUAAACACUGGAUUGAGGAAGCCCAAAAUAUAGGAGAUACAACAGUUAUCUGUUUAGACCGAGAAUCUUUUCUAUAGAGGACAAGUAGUUACUAUCGCAUCACAGUCAGAUUGUAAGUCGUGUCAAAGGAGUUGGUGGCCCUUUACAAAGACUAAAGCCAGUUAGUUUUCUACUGCUGAAUUUAAGUUAAUAUAUAUUUUAAAAUUAGGAGUAGAGGCAGAACUGCCACUAGUGCCUGUCUACUGUAGCAGUCAUAAUUAACUUUUUUAUUACUAGUAGUUUUGCAUGCAUCUGUGAUUGUCAAAAUGAAGGGAUAUUGUAUAAAUGUUUUUAGUACAAAUGGUUUAAAAAUAAAAUUAGUUUUUUUAAAGUAAAAUAACUUUGUCAUUAUCACAAUCCUAGUAAAGUUGUGAUAAAAUAAAGUUGACUCGGUAACAUUGUAGUGAAUGGAAAAACUAGGGCCUCAAGCUUUAAUAAACGUGUUUCUCUUUU